This is a messenger RNA of Budorcas taxicolor (takin), 1740 nucleotides long. RefSeq names its product TNF alpha induced protein 8 like 1 (gene TNFAIP8L1). The transcript is spliced from 2 exons. Gene Ontology annotation, cellular component: cytoplasm. Lineage: Eukaryota; Metazoa; Chordata; Mammalia; Artiodactyla; Bovidae. The record is from RefSeq and is a predicted model, not a curated record. Bases 82 to 642 code for a protein of 186 amino acids. Gene Ontology annotation, biological process: negative regulation of TOR signaling; regulation of apoptotic process.
GCCACAGCAACGGCCUCUCGGAGGCGGCCGGACAGAACCUCGACGGUCGAACCAACGACUGAAUCCCAGAGAACAGGACAGAUGGACACCUUCAGCACCAAGAGCCUGGCCCUCCAGGCCCAGAAGAAGCUCCUGAGCAAGAUGGCCUCCCGGACAGUGGCCUCCGCCUUCAUCGACGACACUAGUAGCGAGGUGCUGGACGAGCUGUAUCGCGCCACCAAGGAAUUCACCCGCAGCCGCAAGGAGGCCCAGAAGCUGGUCAAGAACCUGGUCAAGGUAGCAGUGAAGCUGGGCGUCCUGCUGCGCGCUGGGCAGCUGGGCGCCGAGGAGCUGGCACGGCUGCAGCGCUUGCGGCAGCAGGCGCGCCGCCUGGCCAUGACCGCUGUCAGCUUCCACCAGGUGGACUUCACCUUCGACCGGCGCGUGCUGGCCGCUGCCCUGCUCGAGUGCCGAGACCUGCUGCACCAGGCGGCCGGCGCGCACCUGACCGCCAAGUCCCACGGCCGCAUCAACCACGUGUUCGGCCACCUGGCCAACUGCGACUUCCUGGCGGCGCUCUACGGCCCCGCCGAGCCCUACCCCUCCCACCUGCGCCGGAUCUGCGACGGCCUCACCCGGAUGCUGGAUGAGGACAGCAUAUGAUGACCUCCGACCCGCUGCGGUUGCUUGCGGGGGUGCGGAGCUCUAAGUGGGACGGAGCUAACCCCUUCCUGUCUGACUCUGGCCAAUCACCCCUCCCCCAACACACACACACACACAGGUGACUGUGCAGCUCCAAAGACCCGGGUCCCCUGUCCUCGGGCCCAAUCUCACCGGGCUCGGAGCCCUGCUCAGUCUGCCUGUGCCUGUGGCCUCCCCCAGGCACCUGGAGACCCCUGCCUGCUCUGGCACCAUCUGAACAAUGCCCCUUAAGCCACUGUCUGUACCCCUCAAAUCACUGGGUGUCUCUGACAGCUGGGGGCUUCUCACUUCAGUGUUACUUGGGCAUUUUCAUUCACGCAGAGAGUCACAGGGAACCGGGAGAAAGGGGGUGUUACAGAGUGAACUGUCUCACCCCACCCCACCUCCCAUUUCCCAGAUGGAAGUCCUAACCCCUGGGACCUGUGAAUGUGACCUGAUCUGAAAAUCGGGUGAUUGCUGAUGUAAUUGGUUGCAGUGAGUUCAUAUUGGAGCUGGGCAGCCCCUAAUCCACCAUGACUGGGGUCCUUUUGAGAAGGGGACAUGUGCACACACAGUCAAGAGGGAGAAUGCUAUAUGAAGGUGGAGGCAGAGACUGGGCGGAUGUGACUACAAGACAAGUAAUGCCGAGAGCUGCAAGCCAGCACCAGAAGCUGGGAGAGAGCCUGGGACACUGGCCCGCCCCACACCUUGAUGUCGGGCCUCCUGAGCUGAGCAAACAAGCUUCCGUUGUCUCAGCCUCCCAGGCUGGGCACUUUGCUCCGCAGCUCAGAAAAUGAGGCCAGGGAGCCGUGGUGAGGGCUGUGGUGGGCUCAGGCCUACUGGCGAGGAUGCCCCUCUGCUUGGCAUCGUGGCCCUGACUCCCAGGAGGGAGGUGUUGGAGUGUGCCUCUGAUGCAGGCCAUUGGGAAAGCCAUCUGAGACACAUGCCUGUUUUUAAAGGAUCAUUUCAUAUUUGGAAAACAAAUACACAUAAACACUUGUUUUUAUAAGACAGGCCUCAGAGACAAAGCUCCACAAACCUUGGCUUUGGCAACACCCGGCAGGUGGGACAAUGCUUAAC